AUGUCGCCGCCGAAAUCUGGGAAGAGGGUCUUGAACGCAGCCCUCCCCUCGCCAGUGACCAACAAACGGUCGACAUCCACCGACGAUGCCGCCAGACACGACGGCACGGCUACCCCACCCAGCCAGCUGCUCACGAACAACGGCCUCGCCAGCCCCGAGCGCACGAAGCCCUCCGCCCACCACAGCGGCGCCUCCGUCGGCGCCGUUUCCUCCCCCCCGCAGGACACGCAGCCGUUCUCGCAGUUCAUCUACCCGCCGAACGACCUGACCUAUGAGGUGGCGGACGAGGAGUCCGAGGGGGUAUGGGGGUAUCUGGUGCCGGUGGACCGCACGUUCGGGGAGCCGUUGGUGCUGAGGCGGCGGGGGGCGUGUCCAAUUGGGGGAACGCCGCUGGGUCACACGGAUGGGAGGCAGAGGGUGGAGAGGGGGGCGUAUCUGACGGAGGAGAAGGAGUUUGAUAAGAAGAAGGUGGAAGGGGUGGCGAGUCGAGGGUAUUUGAUCGGGAGACACCCGGAAUGCGAUCGGAUCAUCGAAGGGCCCACGGUGUCGAACCGCCAUUGCCUCAUAUUCAGCGAGAACAAAGGCGGCGGCGCAACCGCCGUGAUCGAAGACCUGUCGACCAACGGUACGUACGUCAACGACACGCUGGUCGGCCGCAACAAACGCCGCGAGCUCAGCACCGGCGACGAGAUCUCCAUCGUCGAGGAGGCCCGCGCCAUCUUCCGCUAUCCCCGCAACCGUGAAACGAACCGCUUCCGCCAGCAGUAUGCGAUGCAGGAGCAAUUGGGAAAGGGGCAUUUUGCGACGGUAUAUUUGUGCGUGGAGCGGUCGUCAGGGAUGCGAUAUGCGGUGAAGAAGUUCGAGAAGCGAAGGGGGCAGGGCGAGCGGAGUAAGGUCGAGGGGCUGCAGCAGGAGAUUGCGGUGUUGAUGGGCGUCAGUCAUCCGGGUCUGCUGUGCUUGAAAGAUACUUUCGAUGAGGAGGACGGGGUUUAUAUCGUGUUGGAGCUCGCGCCAGAGGGGGAGCUGUUCAACUGGAUCGUGAUGAAGCAGAAGCUCACGGAGACCGAGGCGAGGAAGGUGUUCGUGCAGCUAUUCCAGGGCCUCAAGUAUUUGCACGACCGGAAUAUCGUCCAUCGAGAUAUCAAGCCGGAGAACAUCCUUCUCACUGAUAAGAACCUGACCAUCAAGGUCGCCGAUUUCGGCUUGGCCAAGAUCAUUGGCGAGGAGUCCUUCACCACCACUCUCUGUGGAACUCCAUCCUACGUCGCGCCCGAGAUUCUCUCUCCAACCCCUCAACGACGCUAUACGCGGGCGGUGGACAUCUGGUCCGCCGGCGUCGUCCUCUACAUUUGUCUCUGCGGUUUCCCCCCAUUCAGCGAUGAACUCUACAACCCGCAAAACCCCUACACCCUCGCGCAACAAAUCCAGAAGGGCCGAUUCGACUACCCCAGCCCCUACUGGGACACCGUCGGCGACGCGGCCCUCGACCUCAUCGACCGCAUGCUCACCGUCGACGUCUCCCGCCGCAUCGACAUCGACGGCUGCCUCGAACACCCCUGGACCACUGCCCAGCCCUUCGAGACCUGGGACUCCCAGGGCGCCUCGCAGGCCUCCCUCUCCUACUCCGGUAACAGCCAAGGCUUCCCCAAAAGCGCCGAAUCUUUCGCCUCUCUCGGCUCCCUGACCUCCCGCGUCGGCCACCUCGGCUUCGAAAACCGCCGCCAGGUCGGCCGCGAACGCACGCUCCUCGCCGCCCUUAACGACGUCACGGUCAGCCAUGUGAUCGACGAUCAGGCCGACGGGCGGAAGACGCCGAUCAAGGUGUUUCAGAAGAACGCGGGGGGUUCAGGGGGGAAGGCAGGCGCGUUGCAGCAGAAGAAGCAGAGGGAGGCGAAGCCGGGCGCGGGGAGGGACCCGGCGGAAUUCAUGGGGUUGGGUGGCGCGGUGGAUCAGACGUUGUAUGAGGAUGAGGAGGGGAGUCGGUACCCGGAUUCACCGGCGACUAUUGGCGCGAUGAGGGGGGAGGGUCAGUGA
Eremomyces bilateralis CBS 781.70 is the source of this 2034-nucleotide messenger RNA. RefSeq names its product Pkinase-domain-containing protein. The transcript is spliced from 4 exons. The record is from RefSeq and is a predicted model, not a curated record. Gene Ontology annotation, molecular function: protein binding; protein serine/threonine kinase activity; ATP binding. Gene Ontology annotation, biological process: protein phosphorylation; mitotic DNA damage checkpoint signaling. Bases 1 to 2034 code for a protein of 677 amino acids. NCBI's taxonomy places the organism in Eukaryota, Fungi, Ascomycota, Dothideomycetes, Eremomycetales, Eremomycetaceae. Gene Ontology annotation, cellular component: nucleus.